ACUUGCGUGUGAAGCACCCUUCAGACCACAUCUGCAAUCAGUGCGGCUACUCCUACCUGAACGAGCUGGGCCUCCGCUCGCACUUGCGCAGGAUUCACCGCUUGGACAAAGUCGAGGUGAGACCUUGCCGCUACAGUACUACCACUAUGCCGAUGUACCUGCGCAGACAGCAAGUACACGUCAUACAUGACGCACUUGCGUGUGAAGCACCCUUCAGACCACAUCUGCAAUCAGUGCGGCUACUCCUACCUGAACGAGCUGGGCCUCCGCUCGCACUUGCGCAGGAUUCACCGCUUGGACAAAGUCGAGAAUCCAGACGGGCCGCUGUGCGAGGAGUGCAACGUGCGCUUCGCGAGCAGUGCGGCCUACAAACAGCAUCUGAAGGUUUCGCCCAAACACUUCACUCCCGAAACGCGGCGAGUCAACCAGGCGGUGCCGCCGCGCUGCUACAGCAAGGGCAGUGGUCGCCACAAGCGGAGGCGGGGAGACCCCGCUGACGUCAUCACUUGCGAACAGUGUGGCAUCGAACUCAAAGACUUCUUGCGGUAUACAUUCCACUUCAAGCGCGAGCACCCCGACAAGAACCGAACGCAGUUCUCUCCCAACAAUCAGAAAGUGUUGUGUGAGCUGUGCGGAAAACACUUUCAGUCACCACACCAUCUGAAAUACCACAUGACGAAACACACGGGCCAGAAGGACUUCCAGUGCGACGUGUGCGAGAAACGCUUCCGGAUCAAGGCCUUCCUCGACAAGCACAAGGAGACGCACAUGGCGAUGACGGUGCGGCGCCUCUACACGUGCGCCGUGUGCGACAAGAGCUUCACUUGCCAGUCCAGCCUCAACCGACACGUGUGGAUCCACAGAGGAAAGUCCUUCAAAUGCGAAAUCUGCGAGAAAGCGUUUAGCAACGCCUCGGAACGCAACUGCCACGUGUCUCACGUACACAUGAAGGUGCCUUGGCCGAAGCGAAACCGCGGCCCCAACCGAGUCCGACGACCUUCCUUAACUAAACACGAGAACUAUGACGAAUGACGUUCUUAAGUGCAGUGUAUAGUGCAGUAAAAGUGAUGUCAAACCAGUAGUCAUACAUUUGUAACAAUUCCAAACAAUGUGACCCAAUUUAUAACACCAUAAACACCAAGACUCAGUGUGACUGUGGCGGCUUACACUCAUGACACUAAUAAUGGCAUGCGACAGAGUGGCAUACUGAAGAUAAUUCCUAGAAAAUCCUUAUAUAAUUACUAGCUGAUACCCGCGGCUUCGUCCGCGUGGAUUUACAUUUUUAAAAUCCCGCUGGAACUCUUUGAUUUUCCGGGAUAAACAGUAGCCUAUGUGUUAAUCCGGGGUUUAAA
Messenger RNA from Maniola jurtina (meadow brown), 1352 nucleotides. Its product is annotated as zinc finger protein 91-like. The record is from RefSeq and is a predicted model, not a curated record. Lineage: Eukaryota; Metazoa; Arthropoda; Insecta; Lepidoptera; Nymphalidae. The transcript is spliced from 6 exons. The coding region runs from base 187 to 1032 and encodes 281 amino acids. Gene Ontology annotation, molecular function: RNA polymerase II transcription regulatory region sequence-specific DNA binding; DNA-binding transcription factor activity, RNA polymerase II-specific. Gene Ontology annotation, cellular component: nucleus. Gene Ontology annotation, biological process: regulation of transcription by RNA polymerase II.